Messenger RNA from Beauveria bassiana ARSEF 2860, 828 nucleotides. RefSeq lists its product as uncharacterized. Bases 1 to 828 code for a protein of 275 amino acids. NCBI's taxonomy places the organism in Eukaryota, Fungi, Ascomycota, Sordariomycetes, Hypocreales, Cordycipitaceae. The transcript has a single exon. The record is from RefSeq and is a predicted model, not a curated record.
AUGAAGCUCUCCGCCGCUCUCGCCGCCGCGGUCCUCGCUGCUGGCACAACCACCGCCCUGCCCGCCGUCGCCGAAGCCGUCGCCGAGGCCGCCGCCGCAGUCCUCGCCGCCACAACCACCGCCCUGCCCGCCGUCGCCGAGGCUGCCGCCGCGCGCCCCCACCAGAACUGGGGCAUGCCCAUCAUCAACCACAUUCCCGUCCCGGGCGCCGCAGGACGCCGCAGCAGCCCCGCACUCGACAAGGUGACUACAACUGACAAUGUCGAAGACGACGACGACGACCUCGACGGCUUCACUCGCGCUGUGACACGCCGUGACGAUGAUGAGUAUAAUGAUGAGGAUGAUGAUGAUGCCUUGGACGACCACCAUGGUUCCGGUUCCGCUGAGCAUCACCACCACCGCCGCGACGACCACGACCACGAUGACGACCUGAUCGGCUUCUAUUCCGUGGAGCGUCGCGCCGGCGGACGCGGCAAAGGUGGCGGUGAUCUCGCCCAUCCCAAGCCCAUUGCUCUCACCUUGACCCAUCCAAAGACGAUUCCCGACGACGGCCGCGGCAUCGAAAAGUCGGAUUUUGAAAACUUUGGCGAGGAGUUGAUGCGUCGCGCGGGGCGUCACCGGCCCAUUGUGGACCACACGCCCGUGGAACGCCGCCAUCGCCGUGCAGACGACGCUGGAAAGCCGGUUGCGGAGGCGUUUUGGGGCAUGCCCGUCGUGGAGCACGUUCCCGUGCCGGAUACUCGUCGGGAGGUGGCGGCGGAGGCGGCCGAGUUGGAGAGUCGCAGAGAGCCGUUUCCGAUUGUGGAUCAUAAGCCUUCUGAGCCUUGA